Messenger RNA from Ylistrum balloti, 2595 nucleotides. RefSeq names its product kinesin-like protein KIF12. Bases 1 to 2595 code for a protein of 864 amino acids. The record is from RefSeq and is a predicted model, not a curated record. Lineage: Eukaryota; Metazoa; Mollusca; Bivalvia; Pectinida; Pectinidae. Gene Ontology annotation, molecular function: microtubule binding; ATP binding; microtubule motor activity. Gene Ontology annotation, biological process: microtubule-based movement. The transcript is spliced from 20 exons.
AUGGAUGGCGAACGUCAAGAAACUGGAAGAGAAUCCCGUGGAACAAGGAUUCCAGUGUCCAGACGAAACACAACAGUCAUAAAUAAUCCUCAGCUUACUCCUGGACAUUACUCGCCAAGGAAAAAUGCCAGAAAAACCAGAUCGUUUAAUGAAGGAAGUAGUUCCGUCACGCCACGUCCCCAUACUGUGAUGAGAAAUGGCAAUGUGGAUGGACAACAACCAGAAGAUUUGUAUAUCAUUGACGAGAUAAACUCGGCAAAUAUCACUAAAAUCAAUCUUUCCAAUAUAGAUAAAGUGGAACCGGAAGUGAGGCGAGAUCAUUCUCCAUCUCGGGUAUCUCGGCUUUCCAUUGAUUCCGUAUCCGAUCGUCCGCUGUCAGAGUUUCGAUCUGGUUACAACACACCCAACUUUUCUCUUGGUCCGACCCCAUCGCCGACUCCAAGAAACACACCAGGGGCAACUCCAGCGCCACCUAUCGGAAUAAAUUUUAAACCCAAAUUCGAUGUCAAAGGGAAGUGGAGCUCUACGACUCUGUCAUCAGCCACAGGAUUAGAAGGUGAUGAUGUAGAUGAGCACAUCAAUGUGGUUCUGAGAGUUCGACCACUCAAUAAUCAAGAAAUUAUGAGAAAAGAUGCAUUUGUGGCGUCCUUUCCUGGUGCUGGUAGAAUUGAGUGUGAUGCAAACACGUCAGUGCGGUCGUUUGGGUUCAAUGUGGUGUUUGAGCCGGAAGCCACGCAGCAGGACCUGUUUGAACACUCUGGGAUGAAAAAACUUGUAGACAUGUCUUUGAAUGGAUAUGCAUGCACAGCUCUUGCCUUUGGACAGACAGGUUCUGGUAAAACUCACACAAUGACAGGUCCGCCACAACAGGUUAGUAUCAGGGAACAUAUAUUUGAAGGAGGAAAGCAUCCCCCGGAAGACAUGGUGGGGAUUAUGCAGCGCUCAUUUGAGUACCUAAUUCACAUGUUACAACAGAAUGGAGGAAACAAGACCAUUCGGGCAUCCUACCUCGAGAUCUAUAAUGAACAGGUGGUGGACCUGCUCAACCCAAUCCGCAGGCGGAACUUACAGGUACGCUGGUCCAAGAACAAGGGUUUCUAUGUGGAGAACCUGUUUGUGAUGGAGUGUGAGACAGUAGAUGAUAUGAUGGCCGUUCUGGAGGAAGGAAUGAAGAACCGUCAGACAGGGUCGCAUGGUCUUAAUGAGACGUCAAGUCGUAGUCACAGUAUGAUGACGUUGUCCAUUGACUCUGAGCUUCAGGAUCCCGAAGAUGAAAACUUGUAUGUUACAAAACGUGGAAAGCUCACGUUUGUGGAUCUAGCAGGAAGUGAAAAAGUGAAGGAUUCUCAUUCCACAGCAGAGACACUUAUAGAGUCCAACAACAUCAACAGGAGUUUACUGGUGUUAGGAAACUGUAUUUCGUGCCUUGGUGAUCAUCGAAAAAGAGGUGGCCAUGUUCCAUACAGAGACAGCAAGCUGACUAAACUGUUGGCGGACAGCUUAGGGGGCAGUGGGGUCACUCUCAUGAUUGCCUGUAUCACCCCUUCCUCACAUCACAUAUCGGAGACCAUGAACACGCUGAGAUAUGCCAGUAGGGCCAAGAAAAUCAGAACUAAACCACUAGUCAAAAUGGAUCCAAGAGAAAAAUUGAUUAUGAGUUUAAAGAGAGAGAUAAAAAUACUCAGGAACGAAAACCAGUAUUUGCGUCAACAGUUGGAGUUCCCAGAGAAGACAAAAAUUGCCAUGCAGAAAGAGGAUGAUGAAAAAUACAAGAAAUUUCUAAAAGAGCAAGAAAACAAUAAAAACAAACCCAAAACUGACCCCAAAUCUGAGGAAGCAGGAUUAUAUGAAAUGUUACAGGAGUAUAUGAUUGAAAAUGAGGCUUUGAGGACAGAAAAUGCUGAUCUGCAUGCAACAAAGGAUAAGAUUCGACGAGAGCAACAAUUACUGUACAAAGACAAUGAGAAGAUGAUGAAGAGAAUUGAAGAUCUAGAAAGGUUAAUUGGUCCAACUGCCUGGCGACGCCCACCAGUUGACCCCUACAGCCAGCCUUCGUCCAAUGCUCCAUCACAAGUUCAGUCCCCUAGACAGUCUCCUGCUUUGCCAUAUCGCUCCCCUCAACCGAGCGGUCAGCCUUUCCCGAUUGGCCAGCAAGGUCGUUAUCCGUCACAAGAGCAGUAUGCUGUAGCACCGAGUCCUAAUGGGGCAACCAGAGGCAAGGGUCCCCCACCACCUCCUCCACCCAAUAAUAGCAAGCCUCGUCGACCCCCUCACAGACUGGCAGAACCCAUCAUGAGACCUGCUUACGUACCCCCCGAUCACCAAAAUGGAGGACCUGCAUAUGAUCAUCCACCUCCCAGCAUGCCACCACAACACAUGGCAAAUGGACCAAUCAGACAAGAAUCACCAGCAAGGAUGGACAGCCGGGCUGCUUCCCAAUUAUCUACUGCAGAAUCAGUGCGUUCCUUGAACGAGAAAUUAAAACAAGACCUCAUUGAACUGGAUGGAGAAAUAGCUUACCAACACAAUAUGAACCAGAGGACUAGGUCUAGUAUGUAUGGAUCCCAGGCUUCCGUUCGGUCUGGACCCCGGUGA